CCUAUCCAAAAGCCUAACUAGACAAAUAUACAGGGCAGAGCACCAUAACCUCCAAACUCACCCAAAUGGCUUCCUCAUCCAUCUCCAACUUUCUCUCUCUCUUCACUCCAUCAAAACCACCCACUCCCCCACCCAAAGCACCACCUCCAAACAUUACUCUCUCUACCCAUUCUCUCUCCUCCUCCUCAUCUUCUUCUCCAUCUUCAUCGAGAAACAGAGAUGGGUUGGUCCCGCUGGUCAUGUCCAACGAAGCUCAUCAAAAUUAUUACAGUCCCGUAUCAUCAUCUUCAGCUGAUCUUAUGGCCGUUGUGUGCCCAUCACUCGCAUACGCCAACACCCUCUUCUUUAGAUCGGCCUACAACGUUCAGGUCAUCGUCGACGAUAACGAGCCCGAAGAGAAGCUGCUCAAUCGCUUUCGGAGAGAGGUCAUGAGAGCUGGUGUCAUUCAAGAAUGCAAGCGAAGGAGGUUCUUCGAGAACAAGCAGGAAGAGAAGAAGCGCAAGACUCGUGAGGCCGCCAAGCGCAAUAAGAGAAGACGUACGCCAUUUAGACCUCAAAUACAGGAUAAGCAGGAAGGCUCUAAGAAGAGGGAGGAAGUUGAUGAUGACAACUGGGAACUUCCUGAAGGAAACCUUCCCUCUUGACUGCGGCAUUUCAUGCUCCCUUUUUACCUUUUGGACUCUGCUCUUUUGUUGUGAGGACGCUUUCAGUCCAUGUAAGUUACCAGGGGAAUGAUGUUAUUUGAUUUACCCAGUACAUUCUCACUUUUAUUCUUUCCGCAACAUAAUAUCAAUGAAUAGUUAUGAUUAUUCA
Messenger RNA from Cornus florida, 813 nucleotides. Its product is annotated as small ribosomal subunit protein bS21c. The record is from RefSeq and is a predicted model, not a curated record. Gene Ontology annotation, molecular function: structural constituent of ribosome. Lineage: Eukaryota; Viridiplantae; Streptophyta; Magnoliopsida; Cornales; Cornaceae. The transcript has 2 exons. Gene Ontology annotation, cellular component: ribosome. Gene Ontology annotation, biological process: translation. Bases 66 to 644 code for a protein of 192 amino acids.